Messenger RNA from Pipistrellus kuhlii (Kuhl's pipistrelle), 3436 nucleotides. It is a transcript of the gene GPCPD1, whose product is annotated as glycerophosphocholine phosphodiesterase 1. Lineage: Eukaryota; Metazoa; Chordata; Mammalia; Chiroptera; Vespertilionidae. Gene Ontology annotation, molecular function: starch binding; glycerophosphocholine phosphodiesterase activity. The record is from RefSeq and is a predicted model, not a curated record. Gene Ontology annotation, biological process: glycerophospholipid catabolic process. The transcript has 20 exons. Bases 204 to 2222 code for a protein of 672 amino acids.
CAGCUGAAACCGGUUUGAGCGCAGCCGCCUUCGGCAGCCGGGCGACGCCGCGGGCCGCCUUGGGGAGCGCUGGCGAGGCGCGGACGCCCGGAGCCCGGCAGCUCGGCCCGCGGCACUCGCUCUCCGGCGCGGCGGCGGCGGCGGCGGCGGCGACCCGCGGACGCGGACCCGGCAGCCCGACAUCCUCAAAAAAAUCCAUCAGAAUGACACCUUCUCAGGUUACCUUUGAAAUAAGAGGAACUCUGUUUCCAGGAGAAGUUUUUGCUAUAUGUGGAAGCUGUGAUGCUUUGGGAAACUGGAAUCCUCAAAAUGCUGUGGCUCUCCUUCCAGAGAAUGAGACAGGUGAAAGCAUGUUUUGGAAAGCAACCAUUGUACUCAGUAGAGGAGAAUCAAUUCAGUAUCGCUACUUCAAAGGGUGCUUUUUAGAACCAAAGACUAUCGGUGGUCCAUGUCAAGUCAUAGUUCACAAGUGGGAGACUCAUCUACAACCACGAUCAAUAACCCCUUUAGAAAGUGAAAUUAUUAUUGACGAUGGACAAUUUGGAAUCCACAAUGGUGUUGAGAAUUUGGAUUCGGGAUGGCUGACAUGUCAGACUGAAAUAAGAUUACGUUUGCAUUAUUCUGAAAAGCCUCCAGUCUCUAUAACCAAGAAGAAAUUUAAAAAAUCUAGAUUUAGAGUGAAGCUGACACUAGAGGGUCUGGAGGAAGAUGAUGAUGAUAGGGUGUCUCCCACUCUUCUUCAAAAAAUGUCCAAUACCCUGGAGAUAUCCUUAAUAAGCGACACUGAGUUCAAGUGCAAGCAUUCACAGCCAGAAUGUGGAUAUGGCUUACAACCUGAUCGUUGGACAGAGUAUAGCAUACAGACAAUGGAACCAGAUAAUUUGGAACUAAUAUUUGAUUUUUUUGAGGAAGAUCUCGGUGAACAUGUAGUUCAGGGUGAUACUCUUCCUGGACAUGUGGGUACAGCAUGUCUCUUAUCAUCCACCAUUGAAGAGAGUGGGAAAAGUGCUGGAGUCCUCACUCUUCCUAUCAUGAGCAGAAAUUCCAGAAAAACAAUAGGCAAAGUGAGAGUUGACUAUAUAAUUAUUAAGCCAUUACCAGGAUACAGUUGUGACAUGAAAUCUUCAUUUUCCAAGUAUUGGAAGCCAAGAACACCAUUGGAUGUUGGACAUCGAGGUGCAGGGAAUUCUACAACAACUGCUAAGCUUGCUAAAGUUCAAGAAAAUACUAUUGCUUCUUUAAGAAAUGCUGCCAGUCAUGGUGCAGCCUUUGUGGAAUUUGACGUACAUCUUUCAAAAGAUUUUGUUCCUGUGGUGUAUCAUGACCUUACAUGUUGUUUGACUAUGAAAAAGAAAUUUGAGGCUGAUCCUGUAGAAUUAUUUGAAAUUCCAGUAAAGGAAUUAACAUUUGACCAACUCCAGUUGUUAAAGCUCACUCAUGUGACUGCACUAAAAUCUAAAGAUCUAAAAGAAUCUGUGGUUGAAGAAGAAAAUUCUUUAUCUGAAAAUCAGCCAUUUCCUUCUCUUAAGAUGGUUUUAGAGUCUUUGCCAGAAGAUGUGGGGUAUAACAUAGAAAUAAAGUGGAUCUGCCAACAAAGGGAUGGAAUGUGGGAUGGUAACUUAUCAACAUAUUUUGACAUGAAUCGGUUUUUGGAUAUCAUUUUAAAAACUGUCUUAGAAAAUUCUGGAAAGAGAAGAAUAGUGUUUUCUUCAUUUGAUGCAGAUAUUUGCACAAUGGUUCGGCACAAGCAGAACAAAUAUCCCAUAUUAUUUUUGACUCAAGGAAAGUCUGAUAUUUACCCUGAACUCAUGGACCUCAGAUCUCGGACAACUGCUAUUGCAAUGAGUUUUGCACAGUUUGAAAAUCUGCUGGGGAUAAAUGCACAUACUGAAGAUCUGCUCAGAAACCCAUCCUACAUUCAAGAGGCAAAAGCUAAGGGACUAGUCAUAUUCUGCUGGGGUGAUGAUACCAACGACCCGGAAAACAGGAAGAAAUUGAAGGAAUUUGGAGUUAAUGGUCUAAUUUAUGAUAGGAUAUAUGAUUGGAUGCCUGAACAGCCAAAUAUAUUCCAAGUGGAGCAGUUGGAACGCCUGAAGCAAGAAUUGCCAGAGCUUAAGAGCUGUUUGUGUCCCACAGUUAGCCAUUUUGCUCCCUCUUCUUUGUGUGAGGAGCCUGGUAUCGAGGUGGAUGCCAACGGCAUUGAUAGCAUGGACAGUGCUUAGUUUUAUGGGGCAGAGGCCAUCUGAGGGCAUGCACUGCUGUUGUGGGUAUUCACUUUUCAUGAGCAUUGUUUAUGCCUUUUAGUUUCUCAGUCCAAUGAAGCAAUAAUGGAGUAUUUUACUGUUUCAUUACAGUUCUUGCUAGAAUUUCAAGUAUGCUAUUUAAAUCACUUGGCCAGGUAUAAUUACCAGUCAGCCUCUUUACAGUGAGAAAAUGUAUUGGUAGGUAAAUAUUUUAAACUAUAUAUGUAAAUGGAUAAUGUUAAACAAAUGUCCAUUAAAAGCAUAGCACUUUGAAAUUAAUUGUAUAAAUAUUUCAUAUUUACUCUUCUUACAGUUUUUCAUUCAAUCAGGUCUGAAAUAUUUAGCACUUGAGGAACAUGACUAUGCAUAAUUAUACCUGACCAUGCGAAAAAUAAGUACCUCAAAUGCAUGCAUUUGCACUGGUGAUUCCAACUGCACAAAUCUUUGUGCCAUCUGUGUAUAUAUGUAUUUUUUACAUGGACUGACAUGCACAUCUAUCAUUUUCAUUCUGUGUGAACCUUGAGGCUGCUGCCAUUUUUCCAUUUAACCAAACCAAUGCCUGUGUAAUCAGCCUAGAGGUGAUCCUUGAAAACUUGUUUCAAGAAUUGUUUGGCAUAAAUGUUAAAAAAAUUUUAAAUGCUGCAGGGUAAUUUAAUGUAUAAAAUGUUAGAAGUAUGUAUUGCAUACUUAGUAGAGUAGAUCAUUAUGUAUAAAUUCUACUCAGUGCAUGCUUUAGGUUUUAAGCAUGAGGUUAUACACGUUUACCAGAAGUCCUUGCAUCUGUGGUGCUAGGUAAGUGUGAGAAGGUGUCAAGGACUGAAAAUAUUUUGUUGCCUAAAAAAAAAAGCCUGUUUGCAGGCACUUAAAAUAUGCUUAUUUUAGGGCUCUCUCACUACCUACUACACACCGUUGCUUUAUGGGUUUGUUUUGUGUGUGUGUGUGCUGUGUGUGUUAUACAGUAGUUAAAUCUCCAUGCAAAAAAUAAAUGUCCUGAAUUCUCAUAUUGGUAUUCUUUAUUGGUUAAUGUAUAUCAUGCAUGUAAUUUAUUUAGAAAUGUAGAAGAUUCGACUAAAUGUAUAGGCAUGUUUUGAGAGUUAUGCUAAGGAUUCUUUCAUUAGAAGCUGAUUGUUUUUGGCAUAACUGUAAUUUAAGAAUGAAUGUUAAAUAAAACGCACAGUUAUUUUCUUCAUUAU